Wyeomyia smithii (pitcher-plant mosquito) is the source of this 2526-nucleotide messenger RNA. RefSeq names its product nitric oxide-associated protein 1. The transcript has 2 exons. Gene Ontology annotation, molecular function: GTP binding. The record is from RefSeq and is a predicted model, not a curated record. NCBI's taxonomy places the organism in Eukaryota, Metazoa, Arthropoda, Insecta, Diptera, Culicidae. The coding region runs from base 134 to 2230 and encodes 698 amino acids.
AUUAAAAACGUCAACUGCACGCGUGCGGCAUUAACAAAAACAAAAUUUCUAAAACAUCACAGCUGCAGUUGAAUAAACAUAUUGGUAUGUUUCUUGAUAUUGCAUUAUUAGUGAAGAAGGUUGUUUUUAAAAAAUGAUUCGAAGCACACACGUGAGGAAACUAUUGUACGUACCUGAAUUUUGUCGCAUAAACUAUCUUCAAAUACCAUUGCUAGCACGAUCUUGUUCAAUCGAGAAGAAAUCGAAACCUCAGCCUUCUAACACUCGGAAGCAACAAAUUGAGCGAAUUAAAGAUAAAAUUCAUUACAGUUCCUAUGUGCAAGAAAACACGCUUCGGUUGGGCUACCGGAGAAACAAAAUCUUUGCGCAACAACUAGAGAAGAUUGAAAGAAAUAAAGCGCGCGAGCGCGUCUCGGUACAGGCAUUUCCUGUGGCACUGCAGCACGUGUAUGGGGAGAGUUUAAAUGAAACAAAGGAAGAAGAAGCUGUUAGUGAUUCUGACGAUCCAGUAAACUAUCUGCCUUACGAACAUUUGCAAGUAAAAAUUGAACGAAGCGCAAAUAAUGACGGCAAAAUGUUGGACCAAGCACCGACAACCGGAGAGUGGAUGUCUGACUAUGAAUACUAUGAGGAAAACGAAGAUGAUGACCGAACGUCGCUUUACGGCACUCCAGAUCCUAGGGAACCGGUGUCAAAAGUCGCCUGCGGGGGCUGCGGAGCUCUACUACAGUGCGCUGAGCCGAGUAUUCCAGGUUAUCUGCCGAGUCAACUAUUCAAGCGGUUGAGCAAGCAACAGUUAGCAACGACUAUUUGCCAAAGGUGCCACUUUUUGAAAACCUACAAUACGGCUAUCAAUGUAACUGUUUCUCCAGAGGAUUAUGUGGACAUGAUUGCACGUAUAAAAGACAACAAAGCGUUGGCUUUAUUGAUGGUAGACUUACUGGAUUUUCCGUGCUCCAUUUGGCCUGGCUUGUCAGAUAUCCUAGGUCCAUCUCGUUCGGUGAUAGUAGUGGGAAACAAGGUCGAUCUUUUACCAAAGGAUUGCCCUGGAUAUUUGGACAAUAUUCGCAAUAAUCUGGCGAAAUCUGUUAUUGAUGCGGGAUUCGAUAAGAACAACAUUAAGCAUGUUGCCCUGAUUUCGGCCACCAGCGGAUUUGGAGUAGAGCAGUUGAUCACAAAAUUGCAUAACAUUUGGGGUAAUCGUGGGGAUGUCUAUCUUGUUGGUUGUACGAAUGUUGGCAAAAGUUCAUUAUUUAACGCACUUUUACGAUCGGAUUUGUGCAAAGUUCAAGCUCGGGACCUGAUACAGCGAGCCACCGCUUGUCCUUGGCCAGGGACUACUUUGCGCAUGUUGAAAUUUCCGAUCCUAAGACCAUCGGACUACCGGCUUUAUUUACGUACAAAAAGACUGCUUUCAGAAAAAUUGCAACAAAUACAGGAAGAAAAAAUGCGGAAACAUCAAGCGAGAAAUACUGGCUUGGUCCAACAUGCUACCCUAAUAGGUCACAUUGGGUGCACGUUCCCAAAUGCAAAUGAAACCCAAGAGCCAAAGGACCGUUUUUCCGUUAGUCAACGAAGCUCAGGAGCUCCACCUAUUUUGACUUUGAACGAAAAAAGUGAUAUCUAUAUAAACAGUAAAUGGUGCUAUGAUACACCGGGUGUAGUACAACCAGACCAAAUUACGAAUCUACUUACCACGGACGAGUUAUUGCAAGUGCUACCGAAACAAAUGAUUCGUCCCCGAGCGUAUCUCCUGAAGACGGGAAUGACUCUGUUUCUGGGAGGAAUAGGUCGACUAGACUAUCUAGAUGGACUUCCCGCGACUCGUAUCUUGUUGUACUCAACGCCCAAUCUACCCGUCACCAUUUGUGAUACAGAGCAUGCUGAUGAAGUCUAUCAAACACUGCUAGGUACGGAAUAUUUUCGAGUGCCAGGACCAGACCCUGAGAGGCUUGCCAAGUGGCCACAACUGCAAGCAUCUACUACGGAUAUCUUGUUGAGCGGUGUGGGGAAACAUUUAUCCGUUGCAGAUAUUUUACUCUCAUCUGCCGGAUGGGUUUCCAUCAAUUUACCAGUUGACGUUGAAGGGAUCUUUCGUGCUUGGACACCAGAACGGAGAGGAAUCUAUGUGCGGCAGCCAGCAUUGCUUCCGCAUGGUAUGGUCUUGAAGGGGAAGCGAAUACGAGGCACGCUAGCGUACGCCUUGGGCGACGCGUUUGUGAAACGGUAGGACAGUAUUUAAUUUAUUGUUUACUUAAAUAAACAUUCGGAUAAUAAAGGUUGACGUUUUCAACACAAGUUAUAGAUCCAAAAGUAACAUGGAACAUUAAAAAGUUUUCAAGACUGUCGAACUGACUCGAAAAGCAAUUCAGAUAAAUGAGUGACUGGAAAGUGAUAGAUAAUGGUUGAUAAGAAUAAUUUUGUUCGGUAAUUUCCAAAACUGAUCAGAUAAGAGUCCAGGAUGCAUUGUAAAUGCGAACUGAAAUUUUUGUUAAGUUGGUGUUCAAUGAAACGGGAAUCACAUCA